This is a messenger RNA of Zasmidium cellare ATCC 36951, 2460 nucleotides long. RefSeq lists its product as uncharacterized. Gene Ontology annotation, biological process: mitotic spindle orientation checkpoint signaling; regulation of Ras protein signal transduction. Gene Ontology annotation, molecular function: GTPase activator activity. Gene Ontology annotation, cellular component: SIN/MEN two-component GAP complex; mitotic spindle pole body. The transcript is spliced from 2 exons. The record is from RefSeq and is a predicted model, not a curated record. The coding region runs from base 1 to 2460 and encodes 819 amino acids. NCBI's taxonomy places the organism in Eukaryota, Fungi, Ascomycota, Dothideomycetes, Mycosphaerellales, Mycosphaerellaceae.
AUGGCCGCAAGUCAGGUGGAGUCGUGGGACGACGAUGGCGAUUUUCAAGGCGACUUCCAGGCCUUCGCCGGCGGCAGCACUGGAACAGCUCCUACAAGCAUGUCCUCGCGUAUGAGCGUCAGAUCCGAAUCUGUUGCUGGCGAUGAGGACUGGAACGUGGUCAUACACCCCAACGACGACCACAGCACCGACCAGGCCAUCAAAUCGGCCAAGCAAGCUGGUAUACCAUUACCCACCAAUGUACCGACGAGUGCCCUUCUGGGCGGCACAAUCAAGAGAUUAGGGAAGAAGAAGUCACGGCAGAAGAUUGACACUGAUUGGGAUAAUGACCUGGAAAUGUCCGACCAGCCACUUAAGCUGAAACCUCGAGCGGAAGAACCUGCAGUCAUGUCUGGUGAAGAGAUGGACGACUUUGACGACCUCGAGGGCAGCCUGGGCAUUCGAUUUGCUGGAACAACACGCGAUGGGACCCGAAAUCGCAGUUCUUCUGCGUCUGUCAUGAGCCCGAGUCUUGGGUCUGCAACCGCCGAGAGCGAGGUCGAUGAAAUGGGAGGAUUAGAGCUGCCAGAAGGUCCACUCGACUUUGAUGCCAUCUUGAAGAAGAGAAGAGCUGCGGACGCAGAGCUCUCCGAUCUGUCACAGCCCAGUACCACGACGACACCUGCCAUUGAGCAACCAGCCACCAUGAAGACUCACAAGAAAUCUAAACUCAUCUCGGACGACAACGACGACUUCCUCAACGACUUCGACCUUGGUGGCGGUGAAGUCUUGGACAUUCGAAAGCGUACAAAUAAGAAUGUGCAAGUCAAAUCUUCCAAGCCUGGACCGGCAGCCCAACGACCAGCCACGACCCUCAAUUUCCAUGACAAGCCUACCGACAAGCCCAUCUUCAAUCGCUCCCAUAUCCCACGUCCUGUAUCUGGAUCGAAGCAAACAUCUCGACUCGAGCCGGUACUGGAAAGUGGUGCCUCGCAGGCGAUGCGAGAGCGAAGGCAGCCAACCACUACGAGUGCGCAACUGCUUCGUUCUAAGCGUUCGAUGCCAGUACUGCGCAAUCAUUCAAGUGUCAACUCCUUCUCAAAGCCGUCUGCACCCUUUCUGCCACCCGGCUCGACUCAUCACAAUCAGCAUGUCACAGCUCAUAGGGCGAUGCCGUUUCACCUCAGACGCGACUCUGAUCCUCACAGGCAAGGAGCUCAAUCUCCCCCUCCUCGUCCAAGUUCACGGCUCGCCAACCAGGUCACUCCAGACACACCAUCUCGCCCGCCCAGACAAAGACAAGAUGUUGCACCAGCAGCAUUGGCGCGUGAAGCAGCUUCGAAGCGGACGUUGACCAAGCCCGCGAGGAAGAGAAACUUUGGCGAUGGAUCAGAACUCGAAAUUUUCGAUGAUCUGCCAACAUCAACCACGAAGGAGAGCAAAUUUGUUAAGCAGCCCGUAGGACGCGGUCCGCCUAAGCAAGGCUUGCGUAGGACCCAGAGCCGGAGCGAUUUCAGGGAUCCCACGAAGCGGAAUUCGGCAUAUUCCGCAGUACCUGAAAGGAUGAUGACCCCAGCUCCACCAAAGACGCCCUCGAGCCCCACCAAGGGACUAUACGACAAUCACAAUGCCACACCCAGCUACCUGCGAGACACUGCUGCUAGUAGAAUUGCCAGAGAAUCUAGACUCGCGAAUCAGCCCAGACCACGUAGCGAAGGCCCUCUCCAACCGCUGACAACGAAUUGGAAGGCCCAAAUAGCUGCUCGCAGUCCAUACACCAGUCCCAGCGCGCAAAGGCAGAAGAGUAGAAGGCCCGGUCUGAUCUCAGGCAUUGGUGGAACUCAUGUCCCAAAAAGCGAGAAAGGAAUGGUCUACAACCCGCAGACAUUUCGAUGGGAAGGCAACGAGAAUACCGUUGCUCAAUUCGAAAUACCUCCCCUCGAAACGCCGACGCCUUCACAUCACAACCAAUCCUCUUACAUGGACAGGCGGCAUGGCGGCUCUCCUUCCAGACCAGCUCUCAUCGCACCUAUCUCGACUGGAAACGGUCACAACGUGCAAGUUCAGAACGGAAUGGUGUACGACCCACAGCAGAUGAAGUGGUUGAAGGUCAAAGGUGGGAGGGAUGUGUCUGGCCAGAUGUCACCUUCCGUCACCGACGCCGACGAUGAGGAGGACGCUUUCGCUGGUAUCGAAGACCUCAAAGACGAGAACGCCCCUGCAGUCUUUGCAGGUGCCGGUAGUAUGGGCGUUGCAAGUCCGGCUGCAGGUGGUGCUCAAGGCUUGAGCGAAGUCCACGAGGAGUUCGAUUUGGGGCCAAGAUUCAUCAGUCUUCAAAAGCAAGAGGAAGAGAACUGGGUGCAGAGAUGCAGAGCUUGGUUCGUCCCUCACGGUGAAGAGCUCCGAGCAAGACCUGACGAUGGCCGGUGGCGAUGGAUCCUUCGCGACAUGGUCCCCUCAGAUGGCUUGGAUGGCUUCUGA